GGGACUCGGUCCUCACUUCUGUGCAAAUUCAGGGGGAGGAAGAGGAGACGGACUGAUGGUGAGAGUCUAACUUAGGGAAACAAACCAAAGAGGAGUUUCUAAGUGACAACAGUACAUUGACAACAGAAUUUUCAUUUGGUUUGCUGUCCCCUGAGGAAUACAGUGUGCUUCAGACACAGAAGUAGGAAAUACAGCAAGUGUUAGCGUGAGAUUUCUGCCCUUGGAGUGCGGAGUUGUGAACUUAUGAGCAAGACUGUGAAGUUAUAAGAAGGACCCUCGACUUGCCCUUCUUCAGGAAAACUGUUGGAUGUCUCUUUGCAACAACUGAACAUCCCUCCCCUUAAGGAGAAGGAUGUGAAGACGGAGGCGAUAGUACCAGCUACUUGGGAUGAGCAGCGGCUUUGGAUCGCCGUGUGCGGCUGGCGUGCUCUAACAAACUGCACGUUUUGCGAGGGCUUUUAUUCAUCGGAAACAGCAAAGGGCUGUCAGUUUGGAUACAGUUAUUUUGGAUGAAACACUGAACAACAGACUGUUUCACGCUUGUUUUGGGAAAAUUUCAUCUGCUAGUCUGUCCUGCUUACGUGAGAAGCCGUGCCUUCUUUAUUCAUACUAGCCACACUGAAAGCAGACUGAAAGCUGUGGCAAGAUGUCCUGUCUGCUGGGUGCAGCAUGCUAGGAACUGAGAAGGUCUUGCAGCUUUGUGCAGAAACUGUCUUGGCAUUUUCCAUCCAUUAAGUACAACCGAUUUUCCUUUUUUCUUAGUAGUAAAACCGGGUAUUGGUUUCUCAGGAAGAGCACAUAUAAUACAAAUAGCUGAACUGUACCCGUUUCCAGUUCUUUAAAUCUGCCUUCCUUUUUUAUCUUUUUUGCUAGUUUGAAUUUGAGAAAGAAAUUUUAUGUUCCAUUGACAUUUUAAAACAAAAUCAGAGUAUCUUUCAGUGCAUUAGAAGAGCGUAAUUCUGAAGAGCUGAUUUUUUAUUUCCCUUGGUGAAUAACUUGGUGAAGAUACAGGGAUACACAUCAAUGUCUCAACGACGCCUUUUAAGGGAAGGACAUUUUAGGGUCCUACCAAGAUUCAUCCAAAUCCUGCAUGGCAGACGACACUCACGAAAUAACCCACGCCAAAUAUGCUCUGAUGAAAUCAUGCAUCAGGAUAUCGUUCCCCUCUAUGCUGCAGAUAUUCAGGACCAGUUAAAGAAACAAUUUGCUUACCUGUCAGGUGGAAGAGGGGGAGAUGGUUGCCCUGUUAUCACCUUUCCAGACUAUCCGGCUUUCAGUGAGAUCCCCGAGAAGGAGUUCCAGAAUGUCCUGACUUACCUGACGAGCAUCCCAAGUUUACGAGAUGCUGGAAUUGGAUUUAUUCUUGUCAUAGAUCGCAGACAGGACAAAUGGACCUCUGUGAAAGCUUCCAUACUGCGGAUUGCAGCAUCUUUCCCGGGAAACCUGCAACUAGUCCUCGUUCUGCGCCCAACAGGAUUUUUUCAUCGAGCUCUCUCGGACAUUGCUUUCAAGUUCAACAAAGAUGAGUUUAAAAUGAAAGUACCUAUCAUAAUGCUGGGCUCAGUAUCAGAACUGCAGGGUUACAUUGAUAAAACACAAUUAACAGAAGAUCUUGGUGGCACCCUGGAUUACUGCCAUAACAGAUGGCUGUCCCGUCGCACUGCUAUAGAAGGUUUUGCCCAAAAGGUUAAGCAAACAGCUCAGAUUCUUCAGUCCUUUGGGACUGAGCUGGCUGAAACAGAACUACCAAAUGAUGUGCAAUCAACUAGCUGCCUUCUUGCAACACACACAGAAAAGAAGGACAAAAUGAAGGAGGAUAUCAGAUUAGCCGUAGAACAGGGAGAUGAUAUCCUUGGAAGUAUUACAAAACCAGUUACUGAGAACCCUGAAUACAAACUGAAUCAAGAUCAGCUAGACAAUCAAACAACGGUAGAAAGGCUUCUGUCUCAAUUACAUGAAACAGAGACUGCCUUUGAUGAGUUUUGGAUUAAGCAUCAGCAAAAACUCGAGCAGUGUCUGCACCUUCGGAAUUUUGAACAGAAUUUUAGAGAGGUCAAAGCAGCUUUGGAUAUUGUGUCCGAGAGACUGUCUGCUUUCUCAGAUGUAGGAAACAGCUGUUCACACGUGGAGCACAUUUUGAAAGAUCUUGCCAACUUUGAAGAAAAAUCAUAUGAAACUAUAGCAAAAGCCAGAAUGUUAGCCUCAGAGGGUGAUGCUUUUAUUCAAAGCAAUCAUUAUGCCAUGGACUCCAUUAUUCCAAAAUGCAGUGAACUUCAUCAUCUCUGUGAUGCCUUCGCUACUGAGACAGAACGGAGGAGGAAUCUUCUUAACAAAUCUCUAGAACUUCAUGACUUACUAGAAAAGUCUAUGAAGUGGUGCGAUGAAGGAAUUUAUCUGCUGGCUUCGCAGCCGGUAGAUAAGUGUCAGUCUCAGGAUGGUGCAGAAUCAGCAUUACAGGAGAUUGAGAAAUUCCUGGACACUGGUGCGGGCAACAAAAUCAAGGAGUUGAAUAAAAUUUACAGAGAGUAUGCACCCAUCCUCAACGAGGACCUAAAGGAGCAUGUGCAAAAGGUUUUCCAGAAGCAAGAAAGUAUGGAAGAAAUGUUUCAAAAGAGACAAGUAAGUCUUAAGAAACUGGCAGCUAAGCAGACACGUCCUGUUCAACCAGUUGCACCAAGACCUGAAGCCUUUGUAAAAUCUCCGUGUACCUCACCAGGUCUUCAAAGAGAAUACGUAUCCAACUCAGAAAGCAGUGCGCUUCGGAGGGUAAACUACAGAAGAGGAAAGAGUGAAAUGACUGAACUCCAUCAAAGCAGAGGAGGAUCUGCAAUGGACGAUGAAGAAAACCUAGCUGUGUUACGGCAGCAUGUAAUUAAUGAACUUAUUGAGACUGAACGAGCGUAUGUGGAAGAACUUCUCUGCGUUCUUGAGGGUUACGCUGCAGAGAUGGACAACCCCUUAAUGGCUCAUCUCAUUUCACCAGAACUCCAAAAUAAGAAGGACAUCUUGUUUGGGAAUAUGGAAGAAAUUUAUCACUUUCACAACAGAAUAUUCCUGAGAGAACUAGAAAACUACGUAGAAUACCCAGAACUAGUUGGACGGUGCUUUCUGGAUCAGAUGGAAGAUUUCCAGAUUUAUGAAAAAUACUGUCAAAAUAAACCUCGCUCCGAAAGUUUGUGGAGGCAGUUUUCAGAUUCUGUAUUCUUUCAGGAAUGUCAAAGAAAACUCGAUCACAAGCUCAGUUUGGACUCAUACUUGCUGAAACCCGUUCAAAGAAUAACCAAAUACCAAUUAUUGCUAAAGGAAAUGCUGAAGUACAGUAAGAACUGCGAAGGUGCUGAAGAUCUUCAGGAGGCAUUAACAUCUAUACUGGGUAUUCUCAAAGCAGUUAAUGAUUCUAUGCACCAGAUAGCCAUUACAGGCUACGAUGGAAACCUGAACGAGCUGGGCAAGCUUUUAAUGCAGGGAUCCUUCAAUGUCUGGACGGAUCAUAAAAAGGGUCACUCGAAGGUGAAAGAUUUGGCACGCUUCAAGCCAAUGCAGCGACACCUCUUCCUCCACGAGAAAGCAGUGUUGUUCUGUAAAAAGCGAGAAGAAAACGGAGAGGGAUAUGAGAAAGCACCUUCUUACAGCUACAAACACUCCUUAAAUAUGGCAGCAGUUGGAAUAACAGAAAAUGUCAAAGGGGAUGCAAAAAAAUUUGAAAUCUGGUAUAAUGCAAGGGAAGAAGUUUACAUCAUACAGGCACCAACGCCUGAAGUUAAAGCUACUUGGGUAAAUGAAAUAAGGAAAGUGCUGACAAGUCAACUGCAGGCAUGCAGAGAAGCUAGUCAGCACAGGACACUAGAACACACACAGAGUUUACCUCUACCAUCAUCAUCUUGUACAAGUCCUUCACGGAACCACAUCAGAAACACCAGAAAAAUGGAAGAGAGAAAAGCUGAUCUCACAAGUCUAGAAGGUUAUGGCACCACAGUAGCACCAAAGAAUCCCGAGAAAGGCAAAGGUUGGGCUAAAGCAUCUCAUUCUCUUGAUGCAUCUGAAGAAAAUGAUGGCUGGUCUAGUGCUGAAGAUCCGCUGAAUUCAUCGGAUGCAGAGGAAGAAGGAGGAGGAGGAGGAGGCGAGAUGAAGCUGACUCCUGGUAAAUAUACAGUUGUGACUGAUUAUGAGAAAGGAGUUUCUGAAGAAUUUACAGUGAAAAGUGGAGAUCUAGUUCAACUGAUUCGUGAAGGGGAGGAUGGACUUUGGUAUGUAAAGAACCUGAGCACUGGUAGAGAAGGUUGGAUCCCAGCAAACAAUCUGCUGAUGCUCAUAGGCAAUUCAAAAUCAGCUCAAUCUUUAAGCAGCUCUGAAUCAGGCACUGCCUCCAGCACUUUGAGCACAUCAUCAAGUUGCAGUGAGAGCUGCAACGCCAGCAGCACCAGCUUCUCGGACAUUAAGGGCUAACAUUACAUUUUCACCCCACCUCCAUGGAAGGUAAAUCCGGAGUUUGUCAUUUUGUGCAGAGUUCUGGAUGUUGGACUCAAACAGAGAACCACCAGUUCUCUGUUGCCAGCUUCGAGUACUUUCACUGGUGAUUUUCACAGGUUCUCCCAGAGGAUCCCAGUGGAAAGUGCGUGGAAAGUGAAGUUGUAAAUAAAAGUUAAACAAUUUGAAAUAGAGUCUUGCAGAGGCUUCUGCUCUGAAGCCUGAAGCUGCAGAGCUGUUAGCAUAAAACACAUUUUCUCAUUGAUACACAAUCAGAUUUCUCCAGAACUGUAUCGUUUUGUAACAGCCAGGAUCUGAAUGUGAGCAAACAAAAUGUGUUCAGUGCUAAAUCCUUAUUGUAAGCUAAUAACACAGCAAUCACUGUACAGGAUAGGUAUGAAGAAAAUAAAUCCGAGUUUACAUUUUCUCCUCCCAAAAAUCCCCUUUCUCCAAGGACGUACCUCCGUCCGUGCAGUGAACGGGACUCUUACAGCAACCAGGAAGGAGGUCUGGUCCAGCCUUUUCUCUUCUCUUGGGUCUUCAGGAUAUUCUUCUGCUCCCUAGAGACUGGGGUGCAGACAUGACCAAUUCACUGACCACAGCAGCAUCAAAAGAAAGUGUUAUUUUCUCGUUUCCAACCUUUUAAUGAUGUGUGCAAUGGAACAGCUGUUUUAUGAGGUAUUUUGGCCUCGCAACCAAAUUCUUUACCAAGAUCACUGUGUUUACAUAGCCUUGGCAAUUUAGUAGUAUCUUUUUUUUCCUUAUGCAGGUGCACAAUGAAACACAAAUGUUCUUACUCACUAAAUGAUUUCUAAAUAAACGGUAAUUGCAUAGUUACCUUCAGCUCUCACAAUCAACAUGCAAUUACAGGCAAAGGGAGAUGAUUGUGGCUGCACUAUGGGUCAAGAGCCUUCCUUCAGACAAACCUAUCAGGGCUAGAAACCAGACAUAUUUUUAGUCCGUAGUGUUUGUUGCAGAUUUAUUCAAAGACAAAACCACGAUGACAUAAUUUUUCUACGAAAGGGGAGCACAGGAGAGAAAAAGACCUUUAUUAGCAUAAAUCUGACUCUUCUCUACAGAAAAGUAUUUUAGAAUUUUUUAAAGGAAGGGGUAAUGCUAAACUUGCCAUUUUUCAAGGUAUAUUGUAAGCCAAUGUUGUAAAUUUUCACCUUGUCAAACGGUCUUUGCAGCUCAUCCUUAUGAACAGUCUAGAACUGUGUGCAUGUAUGGAAUAUUGUAUUCGUUCCUGUCCAUCUCAAAUAUUUUUACUUACACGAAAAUAGGUUUUUAACUGAUUCAUGUAUCAUUACUUAAAAUAUUGUGGACAUUAAGAGCACGAUUUUUCAGAAGCAAUGGGAACUGCUGUUAAUCAUCAGACCCUCUGAUGGCUGGGCCCUGAAGUCUAUCUUUAUGCCAGAAUUUUAGAUUUUGAGAGGCUGCAGCUUAGGAAACGUAAAGGACAAAUACUCUGAAGAAUUAUCUUACUCCUUAGUGGCAAAAGCAUCCCUACCCCAGACGCAAUCAAAAUGCAGCUGACCACGGUCAGGACAAAUCGAAACAUAUAUAUAUACACACACCUAUAUUUAUGUGCAUAUAUAUGUGCAUGUAUGUGCUUGUGUGUAUAUAUAUGUGUGUGUAGAUAUGUAUAUGUGUGUAGAUAUAAUGUAUCAAUGUAAAAGAUGUAUUUAUAAUCUUCAUGCUGCUGAAUGUGUCACUUUACAAUUCAUAAAUACUUAGGUUUCUUGCAAUACUGCAAUAUAAAGGCUGAUCAGGGUUUUACUUCAGGCAUCUUUUCCAAUGCAGAAAUCCUCUGAUCUUUUUUUAAUUAUCCCACAUAAUACCGUGCUGACCGGGAAUAUUUAGUCUGAUAUUUAACAAUGGAAAGGCAACGUGAGAUUCAGCUUAUCUUCAUCUAUGUAAGUUAUUUUGUAAAUUAUCUGUAACAUAAUUUACUUAUAUAUUGCUGUCAUUGCUGGGAUGAGACUGUCCUUUCAUUUCUCAGCCUCAUUUGUGUUAUUUCAAUGGUUUUCUCCACAUCAUUGCACUUUAAUACGACCCAUUUCACCAUUUCCUUUUUUACUGCUGUUGUGAGUUAGAAGUUCAAAGUCAGAGGUCUCUAUUGUAAUUAAUUUGAAUAAAUUUCAGCGCUUCUUGCUGAAUGCCUUUAUAUA
Molecule: messenger RNA, 6638 nt
Organism: Chroicocephalus ridibundus (black-headed gull)
Lineage: Eukaryota; Metazoa; Chordata; Aves; Charadriiformes; Laridae
Gene: MCF2L
Product: MCF.2 cell line derived transforming sequence like
Exons: 30
Coding region: 1024-4446 (1140 amino acids)
Biological process (GO): positive regulation of Rho protein signal transduction; intracellular signal transduction
Cellular component (GO): cytoplasm
Molecular function (GO): protein binding; guanyl-nucleotide exchange factor activity
Source: RefSeq, a predicted model, not a curated record